AUGAACACCGCAUGGCUCAGCUGUGCCUUGGGUGCUCUGUUCUUGGCCUAUGCCAGGACGCAUCACACAGAGAAGCUCCAAAAGAGCCUCAGAGAGGGUGCUGCCCAGUGGGAGGCCGACCCGAGGAGGGCCGUGGUGGUCCCCAAUGCCCUGAAGGAUGAGUACGUGGGCCUGGUGAAGCAGUACUGGGAGAGGCGAGCCCUGGCCAGGAGGAGGAAGAGGAAUGUGGCAGAAAACAGCGAGAACAUUGCAGAAAUCUCAGGCUCUUUCCUGCACACUGCCACCUUCAACCAGCUGUUAGUGUUCAACCUAACGGCCCAGAUUCCCCCGGACAGCGAGGUGAGCCAGGCCACGAUCAAGCUCUUCCAGAAGCCUUCCCCCAAGGCAGCCCUCGGCCAGGUGCUGCAGCUCCACCCCGGUUCCUCCUUCUCCCACGCCCGUGUCACCGUCUACUGGCUGCACCUGCACGUGGAUGGGGCCAACCGCACUUCGCUGAUCGACUCCAGGCAAGUGGCCAUCGGCCAUUCUGGCUGGGUGACCUUUGACGUAACGGAGGCCGUGCACCACUGGCAGCAGCAGGGCCUUGCGGACGAGCCUCUGGUGCUGGAGAUCUCGGUCCACGGGGACAGCGCCAGCCACAUGUCCACUGACCUGACCGAAGUCAUCCGCUUUGCCUCCCAGGACCCGCUCGAUAAUCCGCUGCAGAAGCCCCAACUGGAGCUACAAACCCUGGACCUCCGCAGCUAUGGCACCUCUGAAGACUGCAACUCCGCAAAUGACUCCAACUCCACCCACUGCUGCCGUCAGAAGAAAUACAUCAACCUGGCCGAGAUGCACUGGGACGACCACUGGAUCCUGCACCCCCCCGGCUUUGAGGCCUCCGAGUGCGUCGGGGGCUGCCAACGCCUGCCAGGGUCCCUGCCCCGCCUCUCAUCCUGGCACUGCGUCCCCACCGAGACCUCUUCCGUGCCCGUCCUGUAUGUCAUCCAGGCGCCAGACAGCGAGGGCAUUCAGGUCGUCCUGGGCAAGCUACUCGACAUGAGAGUAGAGAAGUGCACCUGUCGGAGACGCUGACACGCCAUGUUCUCCGGCUGGGAGGGACGAGGACCCAGCUGCCCCCCAAACACUCAGCCUGCCCGAGAUCUAGGGGGAAUUUGGAAAAAGGGGUGUGUGCGCACAAAGUGUGAACUUUACAUGACAAU
This is a messenger RNA of Tachyglossus aculeatus (Australian echidna), 1202 nucleotides long. RefSeq names its product left-right determination factor 2-like. The transcript has 4 exons. Gene Ontology annotation, cellular component: extracellular region. Gene Ontology annotation, molecular function: growth factor activity; cytokine activity; transforming growth factor beta receptor binding. NCBI's taxonomy places the organism in Eukaryota, Metazoa, Chordata, Mammalia, Monotremata, Tachyglossidae. The coding region runs from base 1 to 1074 and encodes 357 amino acids. Gene Ontology annotation, biological process: BMP signaling pathway; SMAD protein signal transduction. The record is from RefSeq and is a predicted model, not a curated record.